Annulohypoxylon maeteangense is the source of this 1188-nucleotide messenger RNA. Its product is annotated as Arginase/deacetylase. The coding region runs from base 1 to 1188 and encodes 395 amino acids. Gene Ontology annotation, molecular function: agmatinase activity; metal ion binding. The transcript has 6 exons. The record is from RefSeq and is a predicted model, not a curated record. NCBI's taxonomy places the organism in Eukaryota, Fungi, Ascomycota, Sordariomycetes, Xylariales, Hypoxylaceae.
AUGUUGACGGCUCUCUUCACUCUUGGCUAUGUAGCUUAUGCUACCGCCCAUGGAACGCAUGAUAAUCAGAAGACGCUCUCCGGUCCGCAUCAGUCUUUGUGGUAUAACACCCUUCCUGGUGAUGGUGGAACACAGGCCGAUUCGGUCUUCUCUGGGAUCACAACGUUUGGACGCUUGCCGUACCAGCCUUGCCUUGGUCAUGAUGACAUAGAUUAUGAUCUCGCCUUCAUUGGUGCUCCUUUCGAUACCGGUACAUCAUACCGACCUGGUGCAAGAUUCGGUCCUUCAGGUAUUCGUCAAGGAUCACGACGUCUAAAUCUCUAUGGAGGUUACAACGUCCCGUUAGACACGAACCCCUUUAACUCAUGGGCAAAGGUCCUCGACUGCGGAGACAUCCCAGUGACAUCUUACGAUAACACAUGGGCCCUCAAGCAGAUCGAGGAAGGCCACUACAACAUCCUAUCCCGACCACCAAAGACAGCCUGGGACAAGCCCGGACCAUCUAAGAAGGGAAAGACUCUACCACGAGUCAUCACCCUCGGCGGCGACCACACCAUCACCCUCCCACUCCUCCGCUCCAUCAACCGAGCAUACGGCCCCGUCUCCGUCAUCCACUUCGACAGCCAUCUGGACACCUGGCGUCCCAAAGUCUUCGGCGGCUCCCCCUCCGAAGUCGCCAGCAUCAACCACGGGACAUACUUCUACCACGCAGCACAAGAAGGUCUUCUCGCGAACGACACCAACAUCCACGCAGGCAUCCGCACGACGCUCAGCGGGCCCUCGGACUACGCCAACGACGGGUACUGCGGGUUCGCGAUCGUCGAGGCGCGCGAGGUCGACACCAUUGGCACUGAUGGCAUUAUCAAGAAGAUACUGGAACGUGUGGGCACGGAGAAGCCCGUUUACUUGUCGCUUGAUAUCGAUACCCUGGACCCGGCUUUUGCGCCGGCUACGGGGACCCCGGAAACUGGGGGGUGGAGUACAAGGGAGCUGAGGACGAUUUUGAGGGGGCUGGAGGGGGUUAAUUUGAUUGGGGCGGAUAUUGUUGAGGUUGCUCCUGCCUACGAUACGAACGCUGAGCACACCACUAUGGCGGCUGCGGAUGCGUUGUAUGAGAUCAUGAGCAUCAUGCUUAAGAAGGGUCCCCUUAGCAAUAUGAUUGCCAACAGCACGGAGGAAGAGCUGUGA